Daldinia caldariorum is the source of this 2788-nucleotide messenger RNA. RefSeq names its product chaps-domain-containing protein. Gene Ontology annotation, biological process: Golgi to plasma membrane transport. NCBI's taxonomy places the organism in Eukaryota, Fungi, Ascomycota, Sordariomycetes, Xylariales, Hypoxylaceae. The record is from RefSeq and is a predicted model, not a curated record. Gene Ontology annotation, molecular function: protein binding. The coding region runs from base 432 to 2528 and encodes 698 amino acids. The transcript is spliced from 5 exons. Gene Ontology annotation, cellular component: exomer complex.
ACUAUGUACAAUAUCAUUAUAUCCACCACCUCGACGCAUUCUCAUCUUUCUGAUGGCUCGUGCGUUCCCAAACCUUCAAAGUUAACACAUGCACACCAAAACGUACCAAAACGUACCAAAACGUUACCAAAAGCAAUAAGCUCCUCUGUCAAACCUGUUCCCUUUCCAGGCCGUAUCGUCUCAUACCAUUUCCAUAUGUGCGCGGUUCGGCAGUUGGACAACACGCAAUCAUUUCCCUCUUAAAUUUAUUCACUCUUUCUAAUGUUGCCUAACGUUAUACUAUGAUAUUUAUGUUUCUAGGAAUUGAGCCUGGUUAUUCUUAAUUAUCCUAAACACUCCACAGCAUCGAGAUUCGAGAGCACUGAUUGGCAUUUCCUAAAGGCGGUACUGCGCCAUCCACUCGCAACGCCAUCCACCCGCAACCCGUCGCUAUGCCUCCGCCGGCAGUUCCAGAGAUUUCGGAAGAGGUUCUACACGAAUCAAUCGAUGCCCGUACCGAGACCUUGGUGUCAUUGCGAGAGCUUGGCCCUCCUGAUCUAGUCCACCUCCUGAAACAAAACCUCAGAAACACUGUAAAACAGACAGGAGUAUAUCACCAUGUUACCGGUGUCGAUGCAUCCUCCUCGGCCAGUCUCGCUGCUUAUAUAAAUACUCUCACUUACAAGGAACAUGGCCAAGUCGCCACACACAAGAUAGUCGAAGGUCUAUACUGCUGCUACAAUGCAUUCUCCAGGCUUGAUAUGCGUGUCCAUGUCACCAUUCCGGGAACGGUUGAGGCCUACUGUGUUGACGAGAGGGGAGAGAAACGAAAGGCGACAGAUGAAUUAUGGCUGGAAACAUAUCUCUGUAGCGUUUUGCGUGCCUAUUCGUACGCCGACGAUGGGAGCGGCGAUACUAUUAGAAAGAUUAUGGGUGUGAGGCGAUUUAAUCCCGUCACCAACACCGAGACCGAGCACCGAUUCUUAAGCGCUGCCGAGAGUCUCUUUUUCAGAGGUUGGCAACUAGGUUCCGAUUCUGUAGUACAAGUUCCGAACAACGUAUCCAACCACCUCACCACCGGCCUUCUCAAAUAUUUUCAUACGACCGGACGCUUUGCUUCUGCCAUUAACCUCUUCGAGAAGUUGAGGUCUCAGAAUGUCGAGGUAUCAUCACUACUCGCCAAGGUCCUCUUUAUGGGUAACGAGGAAGUACAGGGUGUGCGCGUGCUAUACCAAGCGCUCAAAGACUCACCCAUGGACUAUGUCAUGUUAGAUACCCAGGCGGAAUUUCUCCUCAAGAAGGCAUUGGCAGCCGAAACUCCGGCGCAAAAGGAGGAAAGGCUGAAGAUGGCUCUGGGUUGUGCGGAUCGCAGUACGAUCGCUGCACCUAGCGAAUUCGGUACUUGGGCGAGGUUGGCACAAGUUUACGUCGCAAUGGAAGAUUGGGAGAAUGCGCUCACAAUCCUGAACUCGUGUCCGAUGUUCACCUAUCAGGAUAAGGAUGCGCCGGUAAUGCCAGAGCCUAAGGAUGUUUACCUUCCUACAUUACCCGAGACGCGCUUAGACGAAAUCGACAGCGAACCUGAAUCUAGAUACUCGGAGCAGGUAGAUCCAAGCCUCCUCAACCUCCGCGCAGCAUCCUAUCGCGGUACCUUCAAGCUAGCUUACAGUAUUCUCACCGAGAUGACGGCAAAAAUUGGUUGGGACCAGCUGCUAAAAAUACGAAGCAACGUUUUUGUUAUGGAGGAUGAGUACCGGACAGAGAAGCAGGAUACAGUCUCUCAGGCGCAGUCGACAAAACGCAACCCGAGCAUCGACGGGCUGCGAGGAAGUCCAGAACCUGCGACCAACGGCGAUCAAACCGACGAGGAGGCUGACGACGAAAAGAGCGCAGCCGAUACCGACUCUAGCGCGCAGAAGCUAACCAACGGCCACGACGAAGGGGACGACGUAGAGAAGCCAACUCACACCAUUGAUCCUGGCGAGGUCAAGGCCGACGGAGAUAACAAUGGCACCACCGACGAGCAUCUCUCGCGCUUAAAUAAUAAGCGGCUAUGCGAAAGAUGGCUCGAUAGCCUCUUUAUGGUACUCUACGAAGAUCUCCGUGUCUACACGAUAUGGAGAACGCAGAUGGCCCAAUACAGGGCUCAAUCUAUGCAGUACAAGAAAUCGGCCGAAGAGUGGGAAAUUCUUGGUGCCUUAGCGGAGCGCCUCCAGCACCACGACGAAGCAGUCGAGGCAUACAGGGCUUGUCUCGCAGCGCGGUUCAGUCCGAAGGCGUUAUCGGGUAUCCUACGAGCGUUCGAGAAGCAGAAGAUGACGAGAGAUACGAUAGCUGCCGUUAUCCGUCUUGUAACUUGGCAGUACCGUUGGUACUCUGAGUUUUCUCCCGAGCUUCUCCAUACGAUAAGGGUGUUAAUCGAAGAAGAGGGUGCUGUCAAGGUGCGGUCGAUCAUUCAGGCGACAAGCCUACCGCAAAACGUGCUGGAUUUGACACAUCACUAUGCCGCAUUAUGUGCCACGUUUAGAAGCAGUGGUACAGACGGCUAAUGAAAUAUUGGGAUGAGGAUUAAAAUACUGGGGGAUGAAGCAAUGCCCCUACAUGAUAUCCAUCUAUUCGUACUUCAUCAGUGUAAGACGUAGACAAAAUUAAUAUAUGACGCCAAACUUGACCAUCAGGCGCCAAAUCACCAUGUCUUUUUUAGCUGAGGUCUUCCUCUUCAUAGGACCCUUUUCUGAACCCUGCUUCUUGACAUGGAACUUGGUCCCAUGAUAUAAGGGGCUGUUAAUUGUAUACCUCCUAUAUGUGC